CUCCGGAGAAAUUGUGACCUGCUGCACAACGCCGCUGCGUUUGUCCUGGGAAGUGAGCUGAGACGUGCAGCCAUUGCAUUCGAACUUGUCCAUUGGCACCCGCUCCUGGCGGACAUUGUACAGCGCACCGGUUCUCUGAGUCAAGAUGAGGCUGAGAAGAGAAUAAGGGAAGGUGUUCAACGAAUUCGACACGAAUUCUGGCGCCUUGUCGGCAUCAUAAGAGGCACGAGAGUGGUUGGCAACAACGGAGUUGCUGUAAGCGCCGCGCAGGACCUGACUUCCGAGCAGCUUCAACUUGGCCGACUCGGCGACGAGGUGCUCCAGCGCUUACGCUCCUUCCUCAAGAUCAGUGACGUGGUCGACACAAGAACGGAGAGCGGCGCCGAAGUGAUGACACCUGAAGAAAUUACCGCCGGCGUCGUAAAAGCAGCGACAUCCAUUCUUUCUGCGAGAAGUCAUUAGUAAUCUCACAAUCCAUUGCUCAACUACUGAAUGUGAAUGCUGUGCAGUAGCAAAGAAAGAGAAUUGCGUUCCCUAUGGAGUUCUUUCUUGUUUUUCUCCCUCCCACACUUCUGCUCGACUUUAAAUUGUGCGGUAAUUUAUCUCGGGACGUGCACGCCGAAAAAUUCAGCUGAUUUAAGUAAAAAAGUAUAGAAAAAAACGCUCUUUUAGGAAGCUGUAAGGAACGGAUCAAUCGCAUGACACACGUGUAAUCAGGCCCAUUGCGGUCAGGUGCAACAUGGACAUAUUGUAAAAUGGUAUUGACUGUAAUUUAACGUUUAUAUUAUAGUAACUGCUCGUUGUAGCAUUGUGUGGAAGAUUCCUUUAUCUCGUGACGCGGGAGGCAGCGUGAUAGCCAGCUGG
Rhipicephalus sanguineus (brown dog tick) is the source of this 864-nucleotide messenger RNA. RefSeq lists its product as uncharacterized. The transcript is spliced from 2 exons. The record is from RefSeq and is a predicted model, not a curated record. Lineage: Eukaryota; Metazoa; Arthropoda; Arachnida; Ixodida; Ixodidae. The annotation marks the transcript as partial.